Leptopilina boulardi is the source of this 4380-nucleotide messenger RNA. Its product is annotated as nuclear receptor subfamily 6 group A member 1-like. NCBI's taxonomy places the organism in Eukaryota, Metazoa, Arthropoda, Insecta, Hymenoptera, Figitidae. The record is from RefSeq and is a predicted model, not a curated record. Gene Ontology annotation, molecular function: DNA-binding transcription factor activity; zinc ion binding; sequence-specific DNA binding. Gene Ontology annotation, biological process: regulation of DNA-templated transcription. Bases 620 to 1828 code for a protein of 402 amino acids. The transcript has 4 exons.
GAUUCAGUCUUGCAGCCACGUGCUACAUGAGCGCACGCCCUGCUCACGUAUACCGGCCGGCUCCAUACAGGUCCGGAAUCUGUUCCGUUUCCUCUUUUGAUGCCAAUUCCGCAUCUAUAUAUUAUGAUUAUUUAACCACGACAAUAAUUAUUUAUUUAAUAUUAUUUUGAAUUUUAUAUAAAAAAUAGAACUGUUUGUGUUUCAUAUAUAUAUACAUGAAAAAUUUUUAAAAUCGCGUUGUGAAACAGACAUAUUGGUUAGUGAUAAAAUUUAGUAAAUCUUGAUUGAUUCAAGAUCUAUAUAUAAGCAGUGGACAUUUGAAUAUCAUUUGUUAAAUGAUAAAAUUAAUAAAAAAAGAAGAAGGAAUAGUGUUUCUUUGGUGUUGAUUCAGUGAACAUGAUGGAUUAUUGAUAUACAUAUUGGAUUAAAAGAAUCAGUGGAAUUAGGGGCCACUCAAUUGAUGGAAUGUCAACGAGGAUGUAAAUAGUUUGCAAAAAAAGAAAAAUAGGUUGUAAGGUUUUUGAUAGAGUUAGGGAAAAAAUGAGGGAGAUUCUGUGGAAGAUGAGAACUCAACGAAGAGAGAGGAAAAUGUUACCACAAAGUAAAUAAACAAGAUCGGAUGGACGUGGGCGAAUUGUCGAACGUGGCUGGAUUGGCUGGAACUGGCAACCACUGUUCACCAGGAGUUGGUACUACUGGCUGGUGGACAUCUCCUCCAACAAUUGCAACGACCCCGGCCAAUACUGACGUGAUGAAUCAACUCUGCAGGGUUUGCGGAGAACCGGCUGCCGGCUUCCAUUUUGGUGCUUUUACCUGCGAGGGAUGUAAGUCCUUCUUUGGAAGAACCUACAACAACUUGAGCAGUAUAUCAGAAUGCAAAAAUGGAGGUGUUUGUGUUAUAAACAAAAAAAAUCGAACAGCCUGUAAAGCUUGCAGAUUAAGAAAAUGUCUAAUGGUAGGAAUGUCCAAAUCGGGUUCACGUUAUGGCCGUCGUUCAAAUUGGUUUAAAAUUCAUUGUCUCCUACAGGAGCAAGCACAUCAGCCACUAUCACGUUAUAAGGAACAAAAAUCCCUUUAUGAAAAGCCCUUCUCGUCUCUUGAUGCGGCAAAUAACAAUAAUAAUAAUAAUACAACAACAUCGAAUAAUAGUUCAAUAAUAAACAAUUUCCCGGAAAGAAUGACAAAACGCGAUGAAAGUUCAUUGAGGCCACAGGAUAUACCAGUACUUCGACAAUCGGACAUUCCAACUAGACCUCAGGAGAUGUUGAGGCCACCAUCGGAUCUUGUGAGACCUCACGAGUUACUUAGGCCGGAAGCAGCAAGAUUUCCAAUGUGGCGUGGACCUCCUUUGUUUCAUCCAGCUCUCAAUCACAUGCAAUUGUUGAACACACCCUUCUUUUUGCAACAACGAUUUAUAGUGCCUUAUGUGAAUCAAGUGGGUGCAGCACAAGCUGCAACUAGUUUAUCGAGUUCCUCCAGUGACAGCAUUAGUUCGAGGACCACUCCAUCUCCCAAGCAUGAGGUGGAAGAGGAAGAAGAAGAAGAGGAGGAUGAUGACGAGACGGCUAAUAAUGAAAAUAAAGACACCAAUAAUGGAGAAAAUAAUAGUAGACAGGAAAUAUCAUAUGACAAAAGUAUUGCUUUUCUUCGAUCAUUAGGUCCCGAGCAAGAAGAACCAAUUGAUUUGAGUUUUAAAAGUCAUCAAAAAGACAUUGAAUCACAUCAUCUUGUUCUCAGUGAUGAGGAAAGAUCGUCCGAAAGUGAGGAUAAUGACAUGGAACUUGAACCAGAAACUGGUCCACCACUUGAUCUCACUCGGAAAACUUGACCUUAAACGAUUAAUUGCGAAAAAUUUUGUUUUCUAGACACUUUUUUUCUUCUUCCGUGAAGUGCCUUUUUCUGCAAAUUUUGUGCCUUCUUUUUUUUGUCGUGAAGAAACAAAAAAAAAUAUAUAUAUGCGAGUGAUAUCGUAUAUUACUAUUUUGGGAGAAUAGUGACAAAUACUUUUUAGAACUUUUUAGAAACGAAGAAAAUUGCUCAAACCUUCAGAUAUGUAGUUGGCAAAAAAAUUGUUUUUUUUUUUGAAAGGGAUUAACUCUGAUAUAUAUAUAUAUUUUUAAAACUUAUAUACAACGAACAAUUUUGCAUGAUUUUUUUAUUACAUAGUGUGAAAAAAAUAUCAUCGCGCGUGCAAUUUCGAACGGUGCCUUUUAAAAAGAUUCUUGUACCGCAGUGCCAGUAAAAAAAAAUUCGUGAUUUAUUUGUUUGUGAGUAUUUCUAUAUACAUAUAUACUUUCAUAGAAAAAGUGAAAUUAUAUAAAUGUUAAAAAAUCACGAUAAUAGUGUAAAUAUUUAUAUAUAUACAAUAUAUAUAUAUAUAUACAUAAUAUAUGCUGAUGCGAUUUAUCAGCAACAACCAAGGCCAGUCUUGCAAUAAUUUUGUCUAUUUUCAUUUUUCUUUUUUUCAUUUUUUUUUUUUUUUUUUAUUAAGUUGACAAAACGUUCAAUGGAGGUCUUCUUCUUGUAAAAUUCAUUGAUUCUUUAGGUUGGUUUCCAUUGUCCUCACUCUCCAUUUGUCAUAAUUCUCGUCAACUACCGCACCCUGCUCUAGUGAAAAUUUAGUAACUUUUAAUUUUUACUAGAGCUUUUAAAAAAAAUUUUAAUGUUAAAAUUAAAAGUUACUAUAAAGUUACUAAAUUUUCACUGGAGCAGGGUGCGGUAGUUGAGGAGAAUUAUGACAAAUGGAGAGUAGGGACAAUGGAAACCAACCCUUUAGAAAUUAGAAAUUUUAUAUGCUUGUGCAUAUAAAACAAAAUCUUGAACAUGACAAUAUAAUAUAAUUAUAUUUUUGAAAUUUCAACGCGUUGGUGAAGUUAUAAUCUACGAUUGUAAAAAAAAAUUUUUUGCCUACAAAUUAUUUUUUCUUAAAAAUUGUUAAUCGAGAAACGUUAUAAAAAUUUUUUUCAACAAAAAAUUAUAAUUAUUUUGCAUAGAAGAAUAUUUUUUCUUCUAAAUCAUUGAUUAUAAACGUUGAGAACUUUACCGACGUGACAAUCAUUAAAAAUUUCUGUAAAUUUAUUAUUUGUAAGUAAAUUUACGAUUUUUCUUUUUUAUAUAAAAUAUAUGAAAGUAUUUAUUUAUAUAAAGUAUUUGAUAUUUAAAUAUUUAAAGAUAUUUAUAUAUAAAUUUUUUUUUUAAAACUUGAAAAUAUACUUAUUUUUUGUUUAUUAUAUUAUUUUAAAUUCAUGUUUCAAUUGAAUGCAAAUAUUAUAUUAAAAUAAAAUGUUCUAAAUUACUCUCAAAAUUUAAUUCAGUGAGAGUUUACUAAUGAAAUUUGUUUAGUGUAAAUAAAACUAGAAUAAAAAAUGACGUUUUUGUGAUUUUUUAAUUGAAAACUACAUAAAAAAAUUUGAGGGUCCAGUUUUAUUAUUGUUUCAAACAAUCAAAUCUGCUUUACCGAUUACCGUUAAACCAGAAUUAUCACGGAUUUAGAAAGAAAAUCUGUUUUACCGAUUGAUGAUAAAACAGAACAAUCACUGAUUUAAUUAGACGAAUCUGUUUUAUCUAUUGUUACUAAAACAGAAUAUUUACUGAUUUAGUCUAAUAUGUUUUUACCGAUUUUCGAUGAAAUAGAUUUUAUUGUUUAAAUUUGUAACAAUUGUACUUUUCAGUUGCUAAAUUUCAAUUAUUUCAUAAGUAAAAUCUUACUAAUUAAAAAUUAACUGAGUAUUGAAUUAAAAUUUUAUACGAUUUGUUUUAGAAGAACUUUAAAAAAGUUUUCUUUCCUAUAAUUUCAUGAGUCAAAUCUGUUUUACCGAUUAUCGUUAAAAACAUAAUCAUCAAGGAUUAAAAAAAAAAAACUUUACUGAUUUUCAGUGAAAAUUAUUACCAAAUUUUAGUGAAAAUCUUACUGAAAUACUUUUCAAUUGCUAAAUUUCGAUUAUUUCAUCAGUAAAAUUUCACUAAUUAAAAAUUAAGUGAGUGACUGCAUUGAAAUUAUAUACGAUUUGUUUUGGAAGAACUUUUAAAAAAGUUUUAUUUCCAUAGUUUUUCUUGUCAACAUUAUUUAUUAAUGCAGCAAAUUAUAUAAUUAAUUUGAGCAUUUUCGGAAAAAUAAUUUUAUUUUCUUGCAUAAUUUUGGUUUAUAAAAGAACUUUAUCUGAAUUGCAUAUAAAAUACACCCUCCAAUGAACGUUUGAGUAAUGUAUGGAUUUUGAGAUCUAUUAUAAAUAAAAUGUGCGUUCACAAAUAUGGGCCAGUACAAAGAUUAUAAUGAGAAAAUAAAUUAAACCCGAAAGAUGUGAUUUCAUGAUGCCAGCUGAUUUGUAAAUAUUGAUAAAGUGGUUGACAAUUUACAUUUAAUAAAUAUGGUGUAUCUUA